UCACGAUCUCGCGUUGCUUCUCAGUUUUCGCUGCAUUUUGAUUUAUUGUGCAUUUCGUGCCAAAGUAUGAAAAGAUAAUCGUGACUCAAGUACAAUGAGAGAAAGAUUCUUUCUAAAUAUUUUCUUGCGUCUCUGCUCAAGCUAGAAAAUGCGACGAAGAGAUCGUUAGACUUCGAACAGAUCUCCAGGGAAAAUUGCAAUGGAUAGCAUCGCAUUAUUGGCAAAGAACAAACGAGAAUGUUCAAGGGGACAUCAUUAUCAUCAUCGAUCCAUAAGAUCACUGUAAGAAAGACAAUUGCCUUAAUGCGGUUUUUGUGAAAAUGAGCGUGGACAGACUUGCAUUUUAAAUUGCGAUUAUUUCGAAUAUCCUGAUUUUUAUCCUCAAUGGAAGAACAGAGCAGCAGAACGUGAUAGGACGAUUUGUCGAAUGAUCACUUGCGAUCAGGAAAGAAAUCAAGACUGUGCAAUCGCGUCGAGAUUACGCUAAAAUUCCUAUCUAAUUUACUUAACGGCACGAAGAUUACCUUGACCGUUCUGAAAGCGGCGUCAAAUCAAGGGGCAAAAAAAGAGAGUCGGUAAAAAGUGGAGUACUACUAGAAGCAAUCUGAUCACCGUUAAACGGACAGAUCGCGAAAUGUUACGCGGCGCGUGUGGACUACGAGGCAAUUCGAUUAUUUCUUGGACCCUCGAAGUGCAGUGAUAACGAUAGCUCGCGAUCGUGCACGAGAUCUGCAUGGUGAUCGGUAAACUAAAACGUUAUUCGGUAUGCCGUAGCACACCUUGGUGAAGUAAUUUCGAAAGCGAAAGUUACGAGUCCAAGGCGUGACUGAGCUGUGGUUGUGCGAUUCGAUUUUCGAAUCAAUCUUACAAAGUUUCUUGGAGGAUUCGCUUUCAGCGUGGCGUGAUACCACCGUGAUACAGCCUUCUUCCAGAACGUUUCAGAUUAGAUUACGCGGCUCCGCUGCGCCACAAUGGUCAACAGAGUCCAGAAACGUCCGAAAGGCGGCGCCACGUCGGUGAUCUCGGAAGCGCGCUGUCGCGGCAACGUCACUUCCGGGGUAAUCUGCUUCACAUGCGGCGUGUGCUUCAUCCUGAGCCUGACUUGCACCUGUCUAGUGACCUUGGUCGUCCUGCUGGACCAGACCGCCGAGGCGGCUAGUUACGACUCCGACAGACUAGAGGCAUACACAGCAAUGAUGAAGAACUUGACGGAUCCUGGUGAGAGCUUCAGAUUGCCCAAGGAAGUCAGGCCCAUGCACUAUGACCUUUUCUUGUACCCGGAUCUGGACAAGGGCAAGUUCUCCGGAAACGUAACUAUUCUUCUGGAUGUACUCGACAAGAGGAGGACCCUUGCUCUGCACCAGAAGAACCUCAACAUCACAUCUGUGAGCCUGAAGUCUUACGAUCUGGCGGAGAACGUCGAGAUUAAUAUUUCAUCCACCAGCGAGUCCACGAAGAAUGAAAUGUUUGUGGUGUCAACCGAGAACGAGUUCAAUCCGGGCUUGUACAAUUUGUACCUGGAAUUUAACGGAAGUCUUGAGAAUAAGAUAGUUGGAUUCUACUCUAGCAGAUACCAGCAAGCCGACAAUAAAACCAGGCUCAUCGCCACUAGCAAGUUUGAGCCGACCUACGCCAGGCAAGCUUUCCCAUGCUUCGACGAACCCAGUUUCAAGGCGAAGUUUACGAUUCAGUUGGUUCAUCCUAACGGUAAUUGCUACAAUGCCUUGUCCAAUAUGAAUGUGAAGCACACCGUAGUGGAUCAGCCAGCGCGGGGUCUGACAACAGUGCACUUUGCGGAGAGUGUACCCAUGUCGACGUACCUGGCUUGUUUCAUCGUCAGCGACUUCGUAGCCGUGACUAAGAUGGCAAGGGGCUUAAACGACCGAGAAUUUCCAGUCAGCGUUUACACCACGCGACUCCAGCCGGACGAGAAGAAGUACUUUGCCCUGGACGUCGGUGUGAAGGCCAUCGAGUAUUACAUAAACUUGUACCGAAUAGAUUACCCAUUACCAAAACUCGAUAUGGCCGCUAUCCCGGAUUUUGUGUCCGGCGCUAUGGAAAAUUGGGGCAUGAUUACGUACAGGGAAACGGCACUUCUCUAUAAUAACUGUACGAAUUCAAUCAUCGACAAGUACAACGUGGCCAUCACGGUUUGUCACGAGUUGGCUCACAUGUGGUUCGGAAAUCUUGUUACCAUGUCCUGGUGGAAUGAUUUAUGGCUCAACGAGGGUUUCGCUACGUUCAUGUCGUAUAAAAGCGCAAAUGAAAUUCUGCCAAACCAGAAAUUUAUGGAGAAAUUUCUCGCCGAUGUCGUAUACUCGGCGUUGAUUGCCGAUGCACAACUGAGCUCUCAUCCCAUUGUUCAUGACGUUAAGAAUCCGGACGAGAUAACAUCCGCUUUCGACGAGAUAUCCUAUAAAAAGGGUGCAUCGAUAAUUCGCAUGAUGGAGAACUUUAUCGGGCCCGACGUUUUUUACGGUGCAAUCAGCACCUACUUGAACAGGUACGCGUACGCGAACGCGGAAACCGCGGAUCUUUUCAGCGUGUUGCAGGACUCGGUUGGAGACAAACUGAACGUAACUGCCAUAAUGGACACUUGGCUGCGACAGGAGGGCUAUCCCGUCAUCAACGUGACCAGAUCCGGAAAUAAGUUUGUGCUGAACCAGAAACGAUUCCUGGCCAAUGUAGACGCCGAAUUCGAUCCCUCCAAGUCGGAUUACGGAUACAAAUGGACCGUGCCCAUCACUUAUAUCACGAACAAACAGAAACAACCUGCUGUGAUGUGGUUCGAUAAAAAUGCGAGUGAAGUACUGAUCGACGCCGAGCAAGAUACCGAAUGGAUCAAAUUAAAUGUGGAGCAAGUCGGCUAUUACCGUGUCAAUUACGGUAUGGAUGGCUGGAAAAUGUUCCAAGACCUGCUUCGGUCUCAGCACAUGAAUUUCUCAGUAGCAGACCGAGUAAAUCUUUUAGACGACGUCUUUAAUCUGGCUGAAGCUGGCGAGCUGGACUACAGCGUCGCACUGAAUAUAAGUCUUUACCUCAGUGAAGAAUACCAGGCUAUUCCUUGGAUAGUCGCGAGCUCCAAAUUGAAAACAAUAGACACUUUGUUAUCCGCCAAAUCGAAUUCGAUUUCAUCACUAUUUCAGGCGUUCGCCAGGAAACUUGUAAAACCCAUUUAUGACGCGAGUUCGACUGUCAAUGACACUCUCGUCGUCAUCGAGGACGAUAAUGCAUCGUCAACCGUCGUCGACGACAGAUUGCGAAGAACGGUGCUCGAGUUCGCCUGUGCGAUGAAUUAUACGGACUGCCUGCAACGAGCGGGAUGGCUGCUGAAGAAGUGGCUGAAUGAUCCCAGAGACACAUGGCCAGAUCCCAACAUACGUUCUGUAAUUUAUUACUACGGUAUGCGCCACGUUUCGAACGAGGCCGACUGGCAUCUCAUGUUCGAUCUGUUCAAACGCGAGACUGAUCCCAGCGAGAAAAUCGAACUGAUGAGGGGCUUGGCAGGCAUACGGUCCACUGCGAUCCUGAAGGAAUUCAUCACCAAGGCUACCAAUACAGAAUACGUUCGCUCGCAAGAUUUCCUGAGCUGCUUGAUACUCAUCUCCGGCAAUCCUGACGGUACGUUGCUGGUGUGGGACUGGGUGCGCGACAACUGGGAGUUCCUGGUGGAUAGGUACACGCUGAACGACCGAUAUCUGGGUAGCCUCAUACCGGCCAUUACACGAUCGUUCGCCACGCAAACGAAGCUGGACGAGAUGAAGGCCUUCUUCGAGAAAUACCCAGAAGCAGGUGCCGGUGCAUACAGCCGCGCCAAAGCUCUCGAGACCGUCUCGAAGAACGUCAAGUGGCUCGCUAGGAACGCCGAGAAGCUCGAGAACUGGCUCGUCGCGCACGUGGAGGACUAUUAAAUCGGGUGAACGUGCAAACAUACCAAAGACCAUCCUCGGGAUGGCGCUCUGAGUGGACUUGAAGUCUAACAAUUGAAAGAAAAAAUUUUUUAGCCAUGCAUGCGGGCAAUUAAUCGUGAUUUUAUAUAAUAUUGCGACUAAUGUCGCGCUACUCUGAUGAAGAAAGCGCGCUCGAGAUGUACCGCAAGUACAUCGUCACGUGAAUCGUGACACCAGUUUGCAUUUUAUGUGAAAUAUACAUAUUUCAUGCGAUGCGUUUUAUUAAGGAAUAAGAAAGAGUAUCUUGUACUCAAAUAUACUUUAUACAAAUAUAAUUUUCUGAUUAAAUACGA
Molecule: messenger RNA, 4243 nt
Organism: Ooceraea biroi (clonal raider ant)
Lineage: Eukaryota; Metazoa; Arthropoda; Insecta; Hymenoptera; Formicidae
Product: glutamyl aminopeptidase
Biological process (GO): peptide catabolic process; proteolysis
Cellular component (GO): cytoplasm; membrane
Molecular function (GO): peptide binding; zinc ion binding; metalloaminopeptidase activity
Source: RefSeq, a predicted model, not a curated record